Messenger RNA from Gossypium raimondii (Peruvian cotton), 1674 nucleotides. RefSeq lists its product as hypothetical. Gene Ontology annotation, molecular function: RNA binding. The coding region runs from base 94 to 1605 and encodes 503 amino acids. The record is from RefSeq and is a predicted model, not a curated record. Lineage: Eukaryota; Viridiplantae; Streptophyta; Magnoliopsida; Malvales; Malvaceae. The transcript has 4 exons.
CAGUAAGAAGAUAAUAUCCAUGUAAGCUCUCUAAGAGAGGGAUAUAUUGGAUUCGAGGAAUACAAGUAGAUAGAUAAAGUGGAACUCUGGAAGAUGAUGAAGACGAUGGGAAUGUCUUCAUUUUCUAGUUCGACGUUUCUCUUUACUCCUCUUCACUUUGCCAAUGGCGGCAGCAGCAGCAGAAGCUACCACGCUCAUAUCCCGAAGAACACAGCCACUAUCUUUCUCUCUUCUUCUUUGCUUCCACUUUCCCAAUCAGCCCAUUUCCCUUCUCUUUCUGUUUUCCCUAAUAUAGAUUCCAAUAGAUUGCGGGCUUCUGCUUUUAACAAAGGAAGAAAAGGCGGCGGUGGCACUACCCUCUUCGAAAUGGAUGGUUCUGACGAGGACAACGACGGCGACGAAUUCAUUGAUUUUGAUGAUGAAUUCGACGCCGACGAUGAGGACGGCGAUGAGGCCAUGUUUCUUCCGCUUGGUAAAAUGAAGAAGUGGCUCGAGAACAAGCCCCGUGGGUUCGGUGAAGGGAAAGUGUACGAUACUUCUAUUGAAGAAAAACUGCUUGAAGAAAUAGAGCAAAGCAGACAAGCACAAACGGUUAAUGUCAACAACCUUAAAAACAAUCCUGUCAAGCCUGGUUCCAAGAAAGGUGAUCAGCAAAACAAGAAAGCUGAAAGUGUUCCAAGUGGAAUUCGUGUGAGAGUGGGCAAUCUUCCUAAGAAAAAGAAUAUUCACAGGGAUUUGAAAGCUGCUUUCGAUGGGGUUUCUGGGAUAAUUAAUAUAUCUCCAGCUGUUUCUGGGAAUAAGAAGACUAAAGACCCUGUUUGCAAAGGUUUUGCCUUCGUUGAAUUUAAGCAUGAGGUGGAUGCAAUUAGGUUUGUGCAAAUUUUCUCUGGACAUAAUCUCACCUUUGGUAGGAUUCAGAAGCAAAUAAAAUGUGAGAUGAUAAAUUCACUUUCGCACAGUCCUGCUCAUGAAGAAUUGUGGGACAAUGGAUCCAUCACAGAGGAAGUGGCAAUUUCUCACUUCGUAGAUGGUCCGAAUGCUAAUUUCGAUAUGAAGAACUCUUCCUCAGAUUUAUCAUUGGAAAGUGUAUCUGAUGAAGUUGACGACCAUGAUGAUGAGCUUGUAUCUGAUGAAUUUGAUGAUCUGGAUGAUGAGCUUGUAUCUGAUGAAUUUGAUGACCAAGAUGAUGAGUUUGAUGAAGUAGAAGUAGGAGAAGGUAGAAACAAUCUUAAUGCUAUUAGUGAAGCAGAGGCAAGUACUGCUGAUAUCAUGGAACCGAGGUUUAAGCGUGCAGCUGCUGAUUUGAUAGCCUUAACUCCGCUGGAACGAAUUAGGGCUCUUGAGCAAAAGCUACUUGCAAGAGGGAAACAGCAAAGAGUUCCAAAAGAACAAAAAGGUCAAAAGCUAGAAAGAGUUGGGUCUAAUAAUAAGAAAAAGGUAGUUGCUAAACAAAACCAACAAAAAGUUACGAAAGAGCAAAAGGUUCAAAAGCUCGAUAUUCCAGGAUCUGCGAAGAGGUUAAAGAUUAAGGAAAAGGCACAGCUAACAGGGGCCUUCUCCAAAUAUGGGUUGAAAACUCCUUCGAAUUCCAAGGAAGAGUCUUAGUAAGCAGCAAAUGUGUAAGCGAAUUUGAUAUUUUACUAGUUCUAGUAAAAACUUAUACAUUCUUUUUUA